GGAGGGGCCUUCCCGGCGAGAAGUCAGAGCUGUGCCCAGGGGCAGGCUGGCUCCGCUCUUCUGCUCCAAGGAUUACAUGUCCUUCAAACGCCCUUGCCCCUUAGCACGAUACAACCGCACCAGCUACUUCUAUCCCACAUUCUCAGAGAGCUCGGAGCACAGUCACCUGCUCGUGUCUCCUGUGCUGGUGGCGAGUGCUGUCAUAGGCGUGGUCAUCAUCCUCUCCUGCAUCACCAUCAUCGUGGGCAGCAUCCGCAGGGACAGGCAGGCCCGGCUUCAGCGCUACCGCCACCGCCACCAUCGGCACCAUCAUCACCACCACCGUCGGCGACGCCGACACCAAGACUUCGAGCACAGCCACGUUGCUGACGGGCUCGCGGACAGCCAUCCCAGCCACAGAAUGCACUCAGCCUGCAGCCCCACAGAGGACUGGCCCCCACCCUUGGACAUCAGCUCUGAUGGGGACGUGGACGCCACGGUGCUCAGGGAGCUGUACCCCGAUUCUCCACCAGGCUACGAGGAGUGUGUGGGGCCAGGGGCCACUCAGCUCUAUGUCCCCACGGAUGCGCCACCUCCCUACUCACUCACCGACUCCUGCCCCACCCUGAAUGGCACCCUCAACUUGAACAGUGGUCCCAGCCUCAGCGGAUACCAGCCGGAGCAGAGGACCAGGGCCCAGAGCGGCCUCCGCACCAUCUCCAUGGACACGCUGCCCACCUACGAGGCUGUGUGUGGAGCUGGCUCCCCGGCAGGCCUCCUGCUGCUGCCAGGACCAGAACCAGGGCCGAGGAACUCCCAGGGCUCGUCCAGCCCUGCUCGGGCCCCAGCCUCAGGCCCUGAGCGAACUGUGUGAGUGAUUCAGCCCACCCAGGUCCUGUUGGUCCCUCCAAGCUGAGCCACAUCUUUCAGGCAUAUUUGGGCGCGUGCGCACACACACAGGCACACUGGACUCCUGCAUACACGUCUACAUAAUCACACACCCACACACACUGACACACCCCAUGUGCGCACACAAAGACAUGGCCCACGUGAGUGUGGACAUGUGUAUACACAGGCCCCCACACCCACACAAAACCUACCUGCAAAGGUUUCAUUAAAAAUAAAGGUCUCUCAGCCUCCUGCCCCCACCUCCCGGACUUGGUGGUUGGGCCUCUGUGGAUAGCGCUGGGCAGAAGAGUGAAGCAGAAACCAGGCUUUCUCCCCUUCUCCCCUGGCCUCACCUGGAACAUUGGCCCAAAUUCUGAUUCUGCCUCCAGAAACUGCUUGAUCAGCCAGGUCAACCACCUGCCCUGACCCCCUACCCCAGGGCUUGCCUCUGGGAGGUGGGGUAGGCUCAUGAGGUCCUGCUGUGCGCUGUGCCUAUCUCUCAAUUGCAAGGCAGAAGAGCCACAACAUCCCCUCCCUGCCUCCUAUGGGGUGGGGGCACAGGUCUGGGGGCACAGGGACAUGGGGUGGAGAGAGCCCACCAGGCCCCUCCCUCACCCAUGCCCUCAGGCUGGUGGUGCUAGUGGAGUUAUCGCAGUAGCCCACCCCAAGCUACAGUGGGUGGUCAGGGCCCUGGGUGGGCAUGCGGUGGAGGACUGGAUGACGGUGGUUCCCAUGUCAGUCUGAGCACUGCCUGGAACAGUCUUCAGAGAAGAUAAGGCCAGCACUGGUACCCAAGUAGCCUCAGCAAAGGGCUGUGGGGGCCGAGGUAGAAAAGGGGCCUUGGCAGUGCGUACCCAGCCAGCCACAGGGGCUGAGCUCACAUGGACUGGAGCCACCCCCUGGGAGCUGGCGCUGUCAACCUGGGUGGCAGUUACAGCUGGGGACAGUGAGUCAGGCAUUCUGGCCUUGACCCUCCAGGGUGUUUGCAGAGAGAAACUAAAGGGGACUUGAGUGCCAUAAAAACCAUCAUGCCACUUCCAGAGGACCAGCAGCUUAGCUUUGCUGCCAGGGUCCUCCCACAACAGGGGAUGUGAGGUCAGCCUGGCCAGGAACAGCUCAGAGCUUGGCCUGUGAACUCCAGCAGUCCCCAUCAGAGACCAUGUAGGAAAUGGCAAAUCCUGAAGACCCAGGCUGCCAGGGGUGAUGGCCAGGCAUCUCUCAAGAGUGUCCCUGCCAGCAUCACUGUCGGCAGGGAGCAAGCAACCCUGGCUCCCUCCUACUCCCCCUUUGUCACCCCUUAAACAGCGAGCUCCCCUUCCUCCCUACACUCAUAUUUCAUUCCUCCAAUGAAGGGCUAAGACAAUUCAGUAAUCCCUUUCUUAAGCAGAGGGGUGGUAAGAUUGGUGAUCUUGAAUUUCAUUUUCUGUAGAAAUAGCAUUUCUUCUGGUGCAGAGCUGGAAGGAGUCCACCAGGAGGAUCUGUAACAUCCUGCGUGUUGGAAUCCCGGACCACAGCUGGGGGAGGGACAUUGUUUACAAGCAGUUCUGUCCACCUUUGUGGUGUACUGUUUUCUAGGCAAAAACAUCCGUCUGUUGUACUGUAUAGCCUUUAAAAUGCACCGCAGGGAUGAGUCUCUUUCAGGAGUUGCAUCCUGUGUGUGCGACUCUAGAGUGCUGGGGAAGAUAAAACUCCCUGCCUACUCAGCAGCGUGCGUUUGCAGGGCGGAGCUGAGCCGCUUUUCUUGUUCCCCAACUAGGCGCUGAAUAAGCAACAAUGUAUCUUUUCUGUGU
Molecule: messenger RNA, 2657 nt
Organism: Octodon degus (degu)
Lineage: Eukaryota; Metazoa; Chordata; Mammalia; Rodentia; Octodontidae
Gene: Bean1
Product: brain expressed associated with NEDD4 1
Exons: 4
Coding region: 77-853 (258 amino acids)
Source: RefSeq, a predicted model, not a curated record